AUGGCGCGGAAGAACAGAGGCAAGAAGACCAAAUCCAGAAAAACCCCACCUUUCUCCACCCCGUUUCCUCCCCCACCGCCGAUGGAGCCACAGGCCAAGGCGGCGAAGGCUUCGAUCGAUGUCCUCGCCGACUUCGACAUCUGCAGCAUUCUCCGCCGUCUCUCCCUCGCCGACCUCCUCCGUGCCGCCCUCGCCUGCCACCGCUGGCGCCGCCUGGCCGCCGGCUGCCUCCCUCGCGCCCCUCCUCUCCUCGGCUACUUCUUCCACCCAACCGAGACCCCUCCCCCGCCCCCCCUCCCGUAUACCAAGAACGUCGACACCCCCGCCGUGUUCGUUCCCCUCGACGCCUCCUCCCCUCGCCUCUCCCUCGAUUUCGCUCCGGACGCCUUCCGCUUCUUCCUCUUCGACUCGCAUCAAGGCCUCCUGCUUUUCGAGCCGGCCGACGAGUUUCCCAAGAAGAUGAUCCCCCGCUUCCUCGUCCUCGACCCGUCCACCAGCCGCCGCAUCCUCCUCCCGCCCCCGCCGCGCGACACGGUGCCCGAUGACCGCCGCUGGCGCAACUCAAGGUACUACGUCGGCUGCGCGCUGCUCUCCCGCGCUCGCCCGGGAAAGCUCUGCUUCGAGGUUGUCUGCUUCGCCAUCGACGGCGGCCACCCUCGCGCCUGGGUGGCGUCCGUCGACAACGGCGACUGCAGCUGGCGCGCGCUCCCGCGGGACGAGGAGGUCGUGGUCGAGUUCGAUCCCUAUUGGUUCGAGGGACGCUGCGUGCACGCCAGCGGCAAGAUCUACUGGCACAUCUGCAACUCUUGGCGCCUGCUCGUGCUGGACCCUGCCACACUCAAGUUCUCCUGCCUGCUGGUGCCGGACGCUAUGUCAUGCGGAUCCUGCAAGUACCGCAUCGGGGAGACGCCGGACGGGCGGCUUUGCUUGGUGACCGACGGCGAGAAACAGCUGCAGCUCUGGGUGCGCGGGGAGGGCAGGUCGAGUGACAACGGUUGGCUUCUGGAGAGGAGGAUCGUGGAUUUGAGCGUGGUGUGCGACAUGGUUCCUGGCCUGCACAGGGACACGAAGAUGAGGACCCUUAGGGUCUGGCCCAGCGACAUGGACGCCGGUCGCACAGGGAAGGUGUUCAUCAAGACCUGGGGAUACGGGUACUACUCGUUCGAUGUGGACACCGGCAAGAUGGAGAGCCUGUGGACGAAAGGUGGCAAGGAAUAUGGGCACCCCAUGUUCGCCUACUUCCUGGCAUGGCCGCCUGCGUUCCUCGCUCCAGAGAACUGA
Triticum turgidum subsp. durum (durum wheat) is the source of this 1281-nucleotide messenger RNA. NCBI's taxonomy places the organism in Eukaryota, Viridiplantae, Streptophyta, Magnoliopsida, Poales, Poaceae. The record is from the annotation of a GenBank genome assembly.